CUGGUACUCCCCCCCCUUCUCUCUCUCUCUCCGUCUAAGUUCAACGCACACAAAGAUCGGAGUGCUGGCUCCUCCCAUGGCGGCAGGCCUGUCCGCCGCCGCCGCCGCCGCCGCGUUCCCCAAGCCCAUCAAAUUCAUCCGGAGCUCCGCCCUCCUCGUCCCGCAGCCCACCUGCUUCUCUCUCUCUUCCCGUCCCUUCGCCCCCUCUCUCUCCAGGAACUGCACGGGCUUCCAUGCUCCCAGAAGGAAGACGCUGCUCACGGUAUGCUUCGUUCUGGAGGACCUGAAGCAGGGCCCCUCCCCCGUGGAAACCGAAACCGAAACCGAAACCGCCUCGCCAGAAGACGGCCCCGGCGACUCCGCCGCCGCCGCCGCCGCCGGGCGGCCCGACCAGAUCUCGGCCUCGCGCGCCACCGAGAGGCUGGCGCGGAAGAGGUCCGAGCGGUUCACUUACCUCGUCGCCGCCGUGAUGUCCAGCUUCGGGAUUACGUCCAUGGCCGUCAUGGCCGUUUACUACAGAUUCGCGUGGCAAAUGGAGGGAGGACAGGUGCCUAUGUCUGAGAUGUUCGGUACAUUCUUUCUCUCCGUGGGCGCUGCUGUGGGCAUGGAGUUCUGGGCAAGAUGGGCUCACAGAGCUCUCUGGCAUGCUUCUCUCUGGCACAUGCACGAGUCGCACCAUCGGCCGAGAGACGGGCCGUUCGAGCUCAACGACGUUUUCGCCAUCAUCAACGCCGUCCCUGCCAUCGCCCUCCUCUCCUACGGCUUCUUCCACAAGGGCCUCGUCCCCGGUCUCUGCUUCGGCGCCGGCCUCGGGAUCACGGUGUUCGGGAUGGCAUACAUGUUCGUCCACGAUGGUCUCGUCCACAGGAGAUUCCCCGUGGGCCCCAUCGCCGACGUGCCCUACUUCCGGAGGGUCGCUGCAGCCCACACGCUCCACCACUCGGACAAAUUCAAUGGAGUCCCAUAUGGGCUGUUCCUCGGGCCUAAGGAACUUGAGGAAGUUGGAGGGCUUGAAGAGCUGGAGAAGGAGAUCAGCAGGAGAACCAAAUCAUACAAGGACUCGCAGUCAUAGCCGCGACCCCGUUUCUGUGAUUUUAGAAUUUUGUCCCCGUUUCUGUGAUUUUAGAAUUUUGUGGGUGUAAAAAAAGAUGGAGAAUUGUGGUAAAUGAUUAUGAAAAAAAGAGAAAAAAAAAAGCAUUUUUGAGACGAACGUUUCGUGUAAUUUCAUACGAGGAGAUUGAAUAGGAUCGAGAGUUUAUUGACCAUC
Molecule: messenger RNA, 1267 nt
Organism: Eucalyptus grandis
Lineage: Eukaryota; Viridiplantae; Streptophyta; Magnoliopsida; Myrtales; Myrtaceae
Product: beta-carotene hydroxylase 2, chloroplastic
Exons: 7
Coding region: 77-1072 (331 amino acids)
Biological process (GO): carotene metabolic process; xanthophyll biosynthetic process
Cellular component (GO): chloroplast
Molecular function (GO): beta-carotene 3-hydroxylase activity; iron ion binding
Source: RefSeq, a predicted model, not a curated record